Messenger RNA from Bursaphelenchus xylophilus (pine wood nematode), 1319 nucleotides. Lineage: Eukaryota; Metazoa; Nematoda; Chromadorea; Rhabditida; Aphelenchoididae. The record is from the annotation of a GenBank genome assembly.
AUGGCUUUAGCAGUUCAUAAUGCUCCGUGUUUGGAGAAUCCGUAUGCUUGGGAUAUCAUCGAUGGCAAUGUUACACCAUUUUCUAAGCCAUAUGAUGAGCUUGGGAGUUUAUCCACCUUUUUAUUGGUUAAUUAUUCCAUAACGUCGGUUGUCGGCGGAAUUCUAUCGCUUUUGAUGCUGUACUUGGUCCUGUUCAAAACUUCUGGUGCUCUGAAAGGAUACCAAAACAUGCUCUUGAUUUGCUGCAUUACCGACUUGAUUUACUGGGCGGUGGAUAAUUUUAUGUGGAUGGUAAAUUUAUACAUUUUUUCGCAUACGAAGUGUUUUUAGAAGCUGAAGGAGAAAGACGGGGUAUUUAUUGUGAAAAUGGAAGGGCUUGCAGGCAAUCUGAGUCGGCCUUACCGAGUGUUAAUGUCGCAUUUUAUGUGUGGACAAUUUGCUUUUUGAAUGCAAUGUUGCCGGUUCAAUGUUACUUCCGAUAUUACUCUUUGACAAAGUUUGUUAUUCCUUUUAUAUUUUUUAUUAAAAUACAUUGCUUUGCUUCCAGAAACAAUUUUUUAACGGCGUCACAAACCCUUGGCCUUUGUUGCAUUGCGCUGGUUGUCACAAUACCAACACUUUUCUUUACUUACGCUAGCUUCAACUCCUCGCCAAACGUGCGGCCUGGCUUCAAUUACGGACAACUAUGGUAUCAAGAAUUUCCAAUGCCUCAACUAUUGUUUGGAGAUGUGGUACGUAACCAGUGCUCCACAAAGUACAAAAAUUAAAUUCAAUAGAAUCUUUGAAUCUCAAUUUCAAGUUAACGCCUGGAAAAUCAUUUUGUCGUUAUAAGCCUCUUGGAAGCCCAUUUUUUCAGCGCUCAAUUUAUCAAAAAGGAUUUUUCUUUUGGGGCGGAGGAAUCAUUGCCGUUUCAUACAUCCUAACAAUUUCAAUUGGCCGUAGAACGCUGCAACGGACAAGAAGAAUGGAUUUCUCUUAUUCUGAGAAGACAAAGCGACUUCAAAAUCAACUCACAAAUUUUAUGUUUGUUCAGGUAUGCAGUACAAUUCAGAGGGCCUUAAAAAUAACCUGGUUGCUUUUAGGCAACAAUUCCCUUGUUCAUAUCGGUAGUUCCAAUUCUGCUGAUCGUAAUCCCGGCCUUCUUUUACGUGGACACCGGUAUGAUGUGUUUCUACUGUGUAAUUGCAAUCAGCUGGAUCCCUUUGCUCAACCCUAUCAUCACUAUUACGGUGAUAGUUCCGUUCCGACGAAUCGUUUGCGGAGCUUUCCGGAAACAAGUCGCGGUCAAUACAUCAUCCAAUCGAUCGACUACGGCCUAG